CAACACUCCUCACAUUUCUCACUCCCUUUUCUCCAACACUUCCGUAUCAUAUGCCCGUACUACCCUCUAAAAUGACACCAAUUAACACUUUUGCCACUCUCUCUCUCUUCUUUCUCUCUCUACACCUCACCACCACCCCUUCCUCCGCUGCUCUCGUAAAACAACAGCCUCUCACACUCAAAUACCACAACGGCCCUCUUUUAAAGGGGAAGUUCUCCGUUAAUUUAAUCUGGUAUGGCAAGUUCACUCCAGCUCAACGCUCUAUCAUUGUCGAUUUUAUUCAGUCGUUAACUUCUGUGCGCGCACCACACCCGUCGGUUGCGUCGUGGUGGAGAACUACGGAGAAGUACAAGGGAGGAGGAGCCUCUACCCUCGUAGUAGGAAAUCAAAUCCUACAUGAAAGCUACCCUUUCGGAAAAAAGCUUAAGAACUCGCAUAUUAUUGGGCUGGCAUCAAAGCCCAAUAACAAGAUUGAUUCGAUUGAUGUUAUUCUCACGGCCCAAGAUGUGGUUGUUGAGGGGUUUUGUAUGAGGUGUGGGUCCCAUGGAUCAUCGGGUCAGGCUAAACGGGCUUAUGUUUGGGUUGGGAACUCGGCGACCCAGUGUCCGGGUCAAUGUGCUUGGCCUUUCUAUCAGCCCAUGUAUGGCCCACAGACCCCACCCUUGGUGGCCCCAAAUGGGGAUGUUGGUGUUGAUGGGAUGAUUAUUAAUUUGGCUACGCUGUUGGCGGGCACUGUGACGAACCCGUUCUCGAACGGGUACUUCCAAGGCCCGUCAACAGCCCCGCUCGAGGCGGUAAGCGCCUGUACCGGGAUAUUCGGUGCAGGCGCUUACCCCGGGUAUCCAGGGACGGUAUCCGUGGAUAAAGUUACCGGAGCAAGUUAUAAUGCAAAUGGGGUUAAUGGGAGGAAGUAUUUGCUUCCGGCGAUGUGGGAUCCCCAAAGCUCUGCUUGUUCAACUCUUAUUUGAUUCUACCUUAGUGGGGUGUAAAAGAACAUGAAGUGUGUUGUGAAAAGGAUAUUAAAAAGUUAGGGGUGAAAAUGGUAAAAGAAUGUAAAACUACUUGAAAAAUGAAGACGUUUGUAGAUAUUUCGGGUUAUUUUUACAGUAAGUGUUUUUUUAUUUUUUUUUUUAAUUUAGUGAGAUAAUCUGAUCUACUUUGGCAUUUGGGGUGUAGUUUGUCGAAUUGUAUUAAAUGUAUAUUUGGUUCUGGGUAAAGUGAACAAGUUGAAUGAUGAAAAAGUUAAAGAUUGUGCUUUGUUUAUCUUGAAGAUUUUUAUUUGUAUGGAACUAUGGAAAAAAUGAUGGA
Chenopodium quinoa (quinoa) is the source of this 1308-nucleotide messenger RNA. Its product is annotated as protein EXORDIUM-like 2. The coding region runs from base 51 to 968 and encodes 305 amino acids. Lineage: Eukaryota; Viridiplantae; Streptophyta; Magnoliopsida; Caryophyllales; Amaranthaceae. The transcript has a single exon. The record is from RefSeq and is a predicted model, not a curated record.